Molecule: messenger RNA, 1503 nt
Organism: Didymosphaeria variabile
Lineage: Eukaryota; Fungi; Ascomycota; Dothideomycetes; Pleosporales; Didymosphaeriaceae
Gene: GCD11
Product: eukaryotic translation initiation factor 2 subunit gamma
Exons: 4
Coding region: 1-1503 (500 amino acids)
Biological process (GO): positive regulation of translational fidelity; formation of translation preinitiation complex
Cellular component (GO): cytosol; eukaryotic translation initiation factor 2 complex
Molecular function (GO): translation initiation factor activity; GTPase activity; GTP binding
Source: RefSeq, a predicted model, not a curated record
AUGGACUCCGAGUCCGAGCAUGACCACCGCGACGACGAGAGCGUGUCCGAGCCCGAGGAGGUGGAGGAGACGAAGCCAAAGCCCGCCCUCAAGAAGCAACGGGACGUCCUCCCGCCCGUUGAGCGCCCAGAGCUCCCCGAGCAGCCCGAGCCCUCCUCCAUAGAUUUCUCGACGCUGAACCCACUGUCGCCCGAGAUCAUCUCUCGCCAGGCCACCAUCAACAUUGGCACCAUUGGCCACGUCGCUCACGGCAAGAGUACCGUGGUAAAGGCCAUCUCAGGCGUGCAGACUGUGCGAUUCAAGAACGAGCUCGAGCGCAACAUCACCAUCAAGCUUGGCUACGCCAACGCCAAAAUCUACCAGUGCGACAACUCCGAGUGCCCGCGGCCCACAUGCUACCGGUCGUAUAAGAGCGAGAAGGAGGUGGACCCCCCAUGUGAACGCGAAGGCUGCGGCGGCAAAUACAGGCUGAAGCGCCAUGUCUCCUUCGUGGACUGCCCCGGCCACGACAUUCUCAUGAGCACGAUGUUGUCCGGAGCUGCUGUCAUGGACGCUGCUCUGCUUCUCAUUGCCGGAAACGAGACGUGCCCGCAACCACAGACCAGCGAGCAUCUUGCUGCCAUCGAGAUCAUGAAGCUCAAUCACAUCAUCAUCCUCCAGAACAAGGUGGAUCUGAUGCGGGAAGACAAUGCUGCGGCACAUUACGACUCUAUCUUGAAGUUCAUCCGAGGCACAGUUGCCGAUGGCUCGCCUAUCAUCCCUAUAUCCGCCCAGCUCAAGUUUAACAUCGACGCUAUCAACGAGCAUCUCAUUACCAAGAUUCCCGUGCCAGUGCGAGACUUUAGUGCGAAGCCGCAUAUGAUUGUCAUCCGAUCAUUCGACGUGAACAAGCCCGGUGCCGAGAUCGACGAAUUGAAGGGUGGUGUUGCUGGUGGCAGUAUCCUUACCGGUGUGCUGAAGCUUGGUGACGAAAUCGAGAUCAGGCCUGGCAUUGUUUCCAAGGACAGCGCCGGAAAGAUACAGUGCAAGCCUAUCUUCUCUAGGGUUGUAUCACUGUUCGCAGAACACAACGAUCUAAAGUUCGCAGUGCCUGGUGGUCUCAUUGGUGUUGGAACCCGGGUUGAUCCCACGCUUUGCCGUGCUGAUCGCUUGGUCGGCUUCGUGUUGGGCCUUCGCGGCCAUCUCCCGAAUAUCUACACUGAGAUUGAGGUCAACUACUUCCUGCUUCGAAGAUUGCUUGGUGUCAAGACUGCCGAUGGCAAACAAGCAAAGGUCGCAAAGCUGGCCAAGAACGAAGUAUUGAUGGUGAACAUUGGAUCCACUGCCACUGGUGCAAAGGUCAUUGCCGUGAGGGCUGAUGCUGCUCGUCUUCAGCUCACCUCCCCGGCAUGCACAGAAAUCGGCGAGAAGGUUGCACUGUCAAGACGUAUCGAGAAACACUGGCGUCUUAUUGGCUGGGCAAACAUCGUCGCCGGUAACAUUCUCGAGCCGCUUAAGGAUUAG